Molecule: messenger RNA, 3392 nt
Organism: Exophiala xenobiotica
Lineage: Eukaryota; Fungi; Ascomycota; Eurotiomycetes; Chaetothyriales; Herpotrichiellaceae
Exons: 1
Coding region: 620-1936 (438 amino acids)
Molecular function (GO): protein binding
Source: RefSeq, a predicted model, not a curated record
CGAAACCUUGCUUUGAGAUACCUCAUAAAAGGAGGGGUGGACGGCCUCUUCAUGAGACACGAAUCGUCUCGUCGCUGUUUGUAUUUUGCGUGAAUUGCUGGCCUCUGCAUUCCUACAAUCCGAUUGGGAUUGGUUCUGCGCGUCAUCCCCAGUCUCUCACCUCGGCCCAGAGGAGCCCGAUCGUUUGUCCUGCUCACACUCCGAUCUCGUGUUGCCAUCUUGAACGUUCGAAGUCGUCACAGUGUCCCGACGCUUCGUCUUAUACCUGCCUACGACGACCAGUCUGGAGACUCCAUUUUUUCUCGCCUUCAUCCACCUCUCCCACGCUUCACUUGGAGGCUCAUCCUUCGACAAGACUCGAAUGAACAAAGUCCGCAUCCCCAAACAACCAUGGUCACUGUAACAAGUGUUCUUCGGCGUUCCAGUACCGUCAACUUCUUCGAAAAUGGCGGAUCGAGCGGAGAAUCCUCGAGACGACCCUCACUUGCGGAUGCACCUUCCUCGCGACGACCUAGUCUAGCAGGCUUGUCCCUUCGUCUGGCCCCUCGAUCUAAAAGAGCCAAUUCUUCGAAGGACGUUGAUACCCUUUCAGACAAGGCUGCGUUAGUUCUGCUUGCUCAUGAAGAGACGCGAUAAGCCAAUGCUGACUUUCAGCAGGCAAAGGUUAGGCCAGGCCUUCUUUUCACUACCCGACGAGAUCAACGUCCAUAUUCUAUGCUACCUCUCCCACGCCGAUAUAUUCGCCCUACGCCUCACCUCACGUUCUCUCUAUUCCUUCCUUCAGUCCCACGCCUGCCCGAUAACUCGCGCAGUCCUCGCCCAAUGCGCCUACGACCGUACCGCAGAUGAAAGCGAAGAAGACAAUCUGGUUGAGCGAAGAGCGGAAUACAGUUAUAAUUUCAUUCGAACUCUCUACCCGCAGCCGACGCCAUGCACAUCAAUGGACUAUCUCCUACAGAUGCUGAGAAGGCAACACCAAAUCGAUAAGAUGCUGUCCGUCACCCUGAGCUUUGUCCAGAUGAGGAUCUACAUGAUGCCGAGUUGUCCUCGCUUCGAGGACUUCCGACCAUACAAGAGAAAGCUUACUCGGCGAAUGCAUUUGGCUGCGUGGACGAUAUACCAUUUUCUGGAAAACUACAGAGAUAUCCUGAUUUACGCACAUCCAGAACAUCACCCUGUAGGAGAGGAUCAUUUCGCAGAGGGGUCACCUCCUGACGAACCAGCCUUGCCGAGCUUAUCGUCAUGUCGGCAGUGCAACGAGUCUCUCAAAUCUGUGCUUCGCUCAUAUCCUGGUACCGAGAUCAUACCAGCCUACCACUUCUACGACCUGUGCCGCCAACAUCUGCGUGCUCUAAGCCGAGCACCAAGUUAUGCUGGCACAAUCGAGCGGCGGCUACGGGGGUGGAGUCGAAAAUGCCCCACAGAAGCAGAUCUGGCUCUUUAUGUCAUAUUUGGUGGCAUCCCUGAGCUGUCCAAGCUGAGUAUGCUCAAGGGGAGCUACAGUCAGCGGAUUGACGCAAUUGCCGCAUUUACCGACAAGGUCACAAGCGCUGCAAUUUCGAACACCCUUGGUCCCCAUGCUCGUGCGCCGCAAUACGCCCCCUUUACUGAGGAGAAUACACUGCUGCCGUCUGCUUCGUUCGAUCGCUUGACAAAUUCUCUCAAUGUACCAUUCACUGCCAUCUCUCAUGACAGUGUCUCAUCAAUCCCGAUCUUUGACCGGUUCAUCAGUGCAUCAGAUGAGUGGAUUACCAGAAUGUUUGAACUGGUAAAGCAAGAAAAUCAGAUAGUGACUACUUUUGGCUUCGUCCAGAACGUUCUGGCAGGGAAGCAGGAACCGCCUCCGCCGAGCAGAGGAAAGCUUGAUGGGGAAGUUGAGCGGCUGACCGAGGGUGGCGACUUCGACUUUCUGGCGCCAGUCAAAGGGUUUGAUUGAAUUCGUGGGAAAAGAAUCGAGAGUGCUCUGCGGUGAGUGCUAGUCUCUGCACAGGCAUUACGUGAAUGGAGCUCAGGACUUGAUGGAAUGUAUCAAUAGCUACGAAAUAAAUAGACUUUGAAGAGUGUAUGUGCUGACGCCUGCGACAGGGUGAAACACGGAUGACUCUGUUUCUUGACUACCUAGGUACGGUGUCCGAAUUGAAUCAUGAGUAUGACUGUGCUGAAUUUGAUCCUGGCGAAUUCGGCUCCCUCGAUACUUAUGUGGGAAAGGUACAAAUACCCCUGACCUCUCACACUCACAGUCUGCUAUUCUUUGAUCCGGACGAAUAUGAUAUAUUUCCCUUCCGUUGUUGGUCUUCCCUUCUGGUCUGGCAUCACUCCCUUCAGAUAUGUCGCAGUACUUUUGUGCUUUGCACUCGACGAUACUCGACAUUAUGCAAGUCAGCGAAACUUCGGUGCAAUCAUACCUGGCCAUCUAUAUGCCUGAUCCUUUCCUGCCCGAAACUUCGCCGGGUUUCGCACCGGAGACGGUCCUAGUCCGGCUCGGGAGCCGGCGAAGACCUACGAUAUCGACAAAGGUAAUAAAUAUGAUGGCCGCUGGCCGAGCUCGGGAGAGCAUGGCAUCUUCUUCUCCCAGUCGACUUGCCGCCGGCCCUUUUGGUUUGGGGCUUUCGUUUCGGAACAGUAUUCCCAAGGGAUAGGAUGUUCCCAUCCAGACACACUCCCAUGGUCCUGCGGGCUAUGCUAUGACUGCAAAAUUCUCGCCUAGAGGAUCAAGCAAAGUGACGACAGGUACCGGAAGCUCAGUCACGGCGAGAGUCGAGGAGUUUCGGACAGCACAAGCAAUGCCAAUCGUCUUACGAGAUGGGUGUUUUGUGAGAUUACCCAUUGCAAAACGAAUACAUCUCUAUCAACCAUCAAAAGUUCGUCACCAAUAUCAUGGAAGUGGAACCUCUCCCUCCGGCUGGGCCCUUUUUGGGGCAUUCGGCUUUGCUUUUGGUGCCAGGCGGAAUAACAGUAUCGCAGCUACAUCACAUUAUACAACACAGACAUCAAGAUGGCAUCCUUAUUCGAAAGGUUGCCUCUGAAUACUACGUGCUGGAAGACAUAUUCGUCGGCCCUGUGCCGUGGUGCUGCAGCAUGAAGCGUAGCGAGGUGAUAGCUACGAAACCAGAAUUGAUGCCGGGCUCUGUUGCGGUGUCAAGUUAUGGCUUUCCCGGCUGUCUGCGUAUAUGGCCGUUUUUGUGUCCGCGCCAUAUUGCACGGAUCCAGCGUGCUCGGUUACGUUCCCAACCAAAUGGUAGCAACGAUUUGAUCCAAUUGCCCGGCUUGUACAGUGACUCUGCACCGGUUAUGGAAUGGCGUGGUGCAGUCCAUCGCAGAUAGUACAUUCAAGCAACGCCCCUCAGUGCCUGUUCCUUGAGCAGAUGGCCAACGCCCCGAACGCACGGUCG